Molecule: messenger RNA, 1551 nt
Organism: Plasmodium vivax (malaria parasite P. vivax)
Lineage: Eukaryota; Apicomplexa; Aconoidasida; Haemosporida; Plasmodiidae
Exons: 4
Coding region: 1-1551 (516 amino acids)
Source: RefSeq, a predicted model, not a curated record
AUGCGGAUAACCAUGUGGGUGAAGAGGACCAAGCUGGCUGUAGGGGGCCACAGAAAAGGGGCCACGUUGAAGAGAACCACACAUGCAAUGAGAACCAUGCACAGUGAGGUGAAACAGUUUGAAAAAUUGUCUAGCAACCUCAUCCAUUGCAUUGAGCAAUAUAAAAAGGAAAAAGAGAUAUGCAUAUCGUCCUACAAAAAUUACAAACAAGAAAUCAAAGCAUGUGUACGUAGAUUAUUUACGGAUGACAUUUUGGCUAGUUUAAAAAAAAAAGAUUUUAAAAUUAUUUUUACGUAUACCAUUUUGCUGUCAAAAAGGGUUCCCCUGCAGAGGGAGGCCCUAAAAACGGUGGUGCUGUCCUAUGUGCAGCUGCUCAACGGAGAGGAGGAGAAAAGAGAAGGAAAGAGCCAAGUUACCAAUCAACGGAAUGACGUAGAUACCCCCCUCCUGCUAAUAAUCAAGUACCUCUUCUACCUCAACGUAGCUCACGACAAGGUUAUCUACAGCUACAUUUAUUCGGAGCUAAAUAACCUGAUAGAGGAGUACACCCUGGAGGAGCUCGUCGAAACGGUCAACUUGAUUUCAUCCUUUAAGGAUAAAAAAUGGACAAAUCAGAAGGUAUUUUCCAGAUGCAUAAACGAAAUUGUUAGGAGAAGCAACCAAAUGGAGGAGGACACGUCCAAUUAUCUAGUCACCAUCAUCAAAUCUUGUUCCCGCCUCAACUACGAAAUUGGGGACAUCCACAUGUUGCUAGAAAUUCUGCGAGAGAGUUACGUAAAAAAGGAAAAGAAAAAUCUCCACACACUUAUUAAAGUUAUUUACAACCUAUUUCUUUGCAACUAUCAUAACUAUAAGCAUGUGAAUCAGCUGAUUGAUUUGUUAAAAUCUGAGCUGAUGGGUAUACGGAAGGAGGAGGAAUACCCCCCAUAUAAAAAAUACCCCUACAAUAAUAAUGUCGUGCUUGACACAAAUCACAGCUUGGAGUGGCAGGCCAGCAGGAUCAACUCCAAUGCCGCCAUCUGCAAUGAUAACAUUAGGAACAUCCACCAGAUUUAUUUCAACGCGAAGGAAAAUGAACACAUGUGUACCCCCCCAUCUGCGCCAAUCCCCUCAGUCAGCUUGUACCGCCUCAAAUUCCUUGACAUCCUCAUCCGAUCGGACAGCUUCCUAUACAACAGCGUUUACAGCCCCAACUCGCACUUUUUCGAUUUUGUCAAGCAGCUGCGGGUGGAAGGCCGGGACCCGCGGGAGACCAUCUUUACAAAGCAGGCCACCUUUUUUGUGAAGGAGAGCGGGUUCAAACUAGCGAGCAAGCUCGUCCACAUCUACCCCAUCGCGCACCUGCCGGACUUCCCAAACACGUACGUCGAGUUCGUGCACAACCGGAGCAUCAACAGGAACAUGAAGGACAACCCGCACAAGUUCCACCGGCACCACUUAAGCUACAGGAUUCGGCACCUGAAGUUUUUGGGAUGGAACCCCAUCCUGCUGUACGAACACGAGUGGAAGAAGCUCAGGUAUCCUACAACAAACAUUAAAAAAAUUUUCUGA